This is a messenger RNA of Ascoidea rubescens DSM 1968, 2055 nucleotides long. It is a transcript of the gene ACS2, whose product is annotated as acetate--CoA ligase ACS2. The coding region runs from base 1 to 2055 and encodes 684 amino acids. The transcript has a single exon. Gene Ontology annotation, cellular component: cytosol. NCBI's taxonomy places the organism in Eukaryota, Fungi, Ascomycota, Saccharomycetes, Ascoideales, Ascoideaceae. The record is from RefSeq and is a predicted model, not a curated record. Gene Ontology annotation, molecular function: AMP binding; acetyl-CoA synthetase activity.
AUGACUUUACAACACCAAGUAGUUCAUGAAGCUAAUAACCUAGUUGCUCGCUCAACUCCAAAAGAAUUCUUCCAAAAUCAACCAGAAGAAUCCUUUUGUAAAGAUCUCGCUCAAUAUAAAGAAUUACACAAACAGUCAAUCGAAAAUCCUGAAAAAUUCUUUGGUGAUUUUGCUAAUCAAUUAUUAGACUGGGAUAAACCAUUUGUUAAAGCUAAAAAUGGUCACUUGAGAAGUGGUGAUGCCUCUUGGUUCUUGGGUGGUAAAUUAAACGCUUCCUUCAACUGUGUUGAUCGUCAUGCUUUUAACACUCCUGAUAAAGUAGCUAUAAUCUACGAAGCUGAUGAAGAAACUGAAUCCCCAGUCAAAUUAACCUAUGCUGAUUUGUUAUCCGAAGUCUCAAAAGUAGCUGCUAUUUUGAGCGAUUGGGGCGUCAAAAAGGGUGAUAGAGUUGCCAUCUAUUUGCCAAUGAUUCCAGCUGCUAUAAUUGCAAUUCUUGCUGUUGUUAGAUUAGGUGCUGUGCACUCAAUUGUCUUUGCUGGUUUCUCUGCUGCUUCUCUAAGAGACAGAAUAGUGGACUGUGACGCCAAAGUUAUUAUCACCUCCGAUGAAGGAAAAAGAGCCUCAAAGGUCAUUCACUCAAAAAAAAUCGUUGAUACUGCUAUUGAUGGCUUGUCAGUAGUUGAAAAAGUCUUAGUCUUUCAAAGAACUGCUGCCUCAAAUAUUCCAAUGAAAUUUGGCAGAGACUUUUGGUGGCACGAGGAAGCUAAAAAAUUCAGCGGUUACUUCCCUCCAACCUCUGUUGAUUCUGAAGACCCUCUAUUCUUAUUGUAUACCUCUGGUUCCACCGGUUCUCCAAAGGGUGUUGUUCAUUCAACCGCUGGUUAUCUUUUAGGCGCUGCCUUAACUACUCGUUACGUCUUUGACAUCCAUCAACAAGAUAUCUUGUUCACUGCUGGUGAUGUUGGUUGGAUUACCGGUCAUACUUAUGCUUGUUAUGGGCCUUUAUUAUUAGGUUGCGCUACAAUCAUCUUUGAAAGUACCCCAACUUAUCCUGAUAUUGGUAGAUACUGGAGAAUUGUUCAACGUCACAAAGCUACUCAUUUUUACGUUGCUCCAACAGCUUUAAGAUUAAUUAAACAAUUAGGUGAAUCGGCUAUCGCCAAAUAUGAUAUUUCAUCUUUAAGAACCUUAGGUUCUGUCGGUGAACCAAUUGCUCCUGAAUUAUGGCAAUGGUAUGACGAAAAAAUCGGUCAAGGUAGAUGUCACAUUGCUGAUACAUACUGGCAAACUGAAUCUGGUUGUCACUUAAUUGCUCCAUUAGCUGGUGCUGUUCCAACCAAACCUGGUUCUGCUACUGUUCCAUUUUUCGGUAUUGAUGCUGCUAUUAUUGAUCCAGUUUCCGGUAAAGAAUUAAAAGGCAAUGAUGUUGCUGGUGUUUUAGCUAUCAAAAACUCCUGGCCAUCAAUGGCAAGAAGUGUCUUUAGAAACCACGACAGAUAUAUUGACACAUACUUAAAACCUUAUCCAGGCUACUACUUUACAGGUGAUGGUGCUGGUAGAGAUAACGACGGUUACUACUGGAUUAGAGGUAGAGUCGAUGAUGUCGUCAACGUUUCUGGUCACAGAUUAUCAACUGCAGAAAUCGAAGCUGCUUUAUUAGAACACAGCGGUGUCUCAGAAGCUGCAGUGGUCGGUAUCCAUGACGAUUUAACUGGCCAAGCUGUUGUUGCCUUUGUUGGAUUAAAGGAAGGUUACUUGGUCUCAAGAAUUAAAGAAAGCGAAUCUAAAGGUGAUCACAUCACUUUAACCCAAUUAAGACAAGAGUUAAGAAUUAAAAUUAGAGCUGAAAUUGGUCCAUUUGCUGCUCCAAAAACAGUUAUUGUUGUUCCAGAUUUACCAAAAACCAGAUCCGGUAAGAUAAUGAGAAGAAUUUUAAGAAAAAUUAUUUCAAAUGAAGCUGAUCAAAUUGGUGAUACUUCAACUUUAAGCAACCCAAGCGCAGUUGAAAAAAUUAUAACUUCAGUCGAUGAACAAUUUUUCAACUUUAAAAAAUAA